Xyrichtys novacula (pearly razorfish) is the source of this 13721-nucleotide messenger RNA. The record is from the annotation of a GenBank genome assembly. NCBI's taxonomy places the organism in Eukaryota, Metazoa, Chordata, Actinopteri, Labriformes, Labridae.
GCUAUAGGUUGUGGUCCUUGGUUCUAAACUGGUGGGUUAGGGCUUAAAAGUGGGUCACGGGGGCCAGCUCCAGUGAGACAUGUGCCUAAGAUGUGGAGCAGCCGCACCUUUGUUUUGAGGAACAUGUGCUUCCUAUGACACAGUGCACUUAAAGUAGUAGUGUGUAUUAUUCACACGUUAGUUGUUAGUUCAGAAAUCUAGGGCAAAAUUGUCAUCAAGAGAAUGGCCAUGGAUUCUGAGGAUUUAAACAAGAAGUUUAUAUUAAAGUGGGGCAAACAAACUGGUGACCCCAUUGCCAUGAAAUACUCCAGUGUAGUCCUGCUCCAGUACCAGCGUUGAGUACAAAACAUCUUGUCAAAAGAACAUGAAAAACUCGCUAAACUAGGUGCUGCUUACAUAGAAAUGCACAAAGCGGUAAAUGAUAAACUUGUCGUAGUUGUGUGCAUAACUCACUGUUUUUUCUCUGUUCACUUUAGAUUCAGAUUUAUACUUUCCCACUGAACUCAUGCAACUUGAUGAAUGUUUUCAUUUAAUUAAAGCAGUGUAAUGUCUAGCUUGAUGAGCAGGAACCUGAUGAGCCACAAGGCUUUCUUUAUUCUGACAGACAGGUCUGCUACAGUAGAUACACACCUCAAGAUCAACACAGACGCAUAUUUCAUAGCACAUUUUAAUAAGACUAUGUGAACAGUGGUUGGCCUGUUCAUGUUAGAGAUACCUGGCUAAUGAGACUUAGUUGCAUGAAGUGUUGUAUGAAGUACUAAACAAAUAUACUUGAGUUGAAUUAUGGUUACCUUACCAGAGAAUGACUCAAGUCAAAAUGAUAGUCUCCCAUGAGAACUCUACUCGAGUCAAAGUCUUAAAGUAUAUCACAUUCUCUCUACUUAAGUAUCAAAAGUACUCAGGUUAAUAUUCUCCAAGUAAAAGUAAAAAGUCAAAUUACAAAUAAAUGUAUUUUUAUUUUUUGCGAAAGUCACUUAUGCCCAAAUAAGCACAAAUUUUUAAUAACUGGACACACACAGAGGGGCACACACACACACACACACACACACACACACACACACACACACACACACACACACACACACUGCAGACAUGCCUUGGAUUAAGUGAUGGACAAUGAUCAAGCACAAUGCAAAUCAACAUUAGGGAAAAAAGAAAAAAAAAAUUUCUCCCUACCUGCUGUGAUAGUAAUGAAGUAAAAAUAGUAGUAGUGAAGAUGCUUCUGUGAAAUUAAGUGGAGUGAAAGUAUACUUUUAUGGUAGAAAUGUAACCAAGUAAAAGUGAAAUUCGUAGGCACAAAAAGAAACUCCAGUUAAGUACAGAUACAGUACUUCAAAAUUAUACUCAAGUACUGUAUCUAAGUAUUGCCGCUUACUUACUUUACAACUCUGGUUUCAUGUUAAGUCCAACCUCUAUGCAGGGCAAUCCCUGCCCAAGAAGGUAAAUGUGAAUGAUACCCGGAAAUGGGCACUCGCUGUGAUGGAGAUCCUAGGAGCUCUGUCAUCCCAAGUCCAGUGCUGUACAACUUUUCAUGUGACCUAAAUAAAUGUUUUAUCUGAGAACUGAAGAUUUCUCUGGUUGUCCUUGAGCAGUCAACUAAAGAACAGAUUCUUACAAACUAUUGCUGCAUGUUGGCUGUUCCGUCACUGGAAGGUUCCAUAGCAAAAUCUCUAAACGACCACAUGGAGUAGCAACAGGCAGAUCCAACGAGAACUGUGGAUUCGCAUCAAUCGCCUGUGUUAUAUUUGCAGUUUGUACUCACUGAGCUGUCAAAGAAUACUUUUAUGUACAAACAUCAGAUGGUUACUCCAGAGAUUGAGAAAUUGAGCUAAUGCAUGAGUGUUAAAACUGCUGUUCCUGGAGUGUCCCCUUGAUAAACUUGCAUCCAGAGCAGCUCUUCUUGGUAGCAAAAAAUAAACCCAUUUACAGCCUGGUACAAAAAACAACCCUUACCAAAAAGAAGUAUGUUGAAGUGUACUUCAAGUAUACCGUUUUUAAACUAAGCAUGCUUACAGUUAAAAAGUUAAUGUUAAGUAUACUUGGCUUGUACUAAGAAUUAUACUAAAAAUCUAAAUAUAUUUAACCUAUACUUUUCAAAAACUUUUGAUCAAGAUAUACUCCAGUAUGUAUUUGUACCUUACGUUUAAGUAUACCUGACUUGAACUACUUUUCUUUUAAAUAGUAUACUUUAUAAGAGUAUACUAUAGUAUACUAAGCGUAUACUUUUAUAUACUACUAUAGAAAUACUGGCAUACCAAAAAAAAAAUUUUAAGAUUUCAGAGUGGGCACACAGAUGGCUGAGUGGGUUGAGACAUGCACCAUGUAAGCCAGGUCCGCCGCGCCGACAUGGCGUUCCCAAGCACAAUUUGGUAUUUUGGUGAGCAGCACAGCCCGGCGUAAGUAUCUCCCCUCCCUAACUCAGCUCCUCCCAGCGGCGUAAGUCGCAGCGAGGGAGGAGAGAGGGCAUGGAGUGGAUUUAACACAGCCGAGACCUGUAUUGACCAAUAACAUCAGCUCCUCUCCUCGCCUUUAAAUCAGCCAUCGGCGAGGCAUAUUACUAUUUUCGUGAAAUAGUCAAAGAGAUCAAGGUAUGACUGAAGACAGUAAUGCCACACAAUGGCAACAGAAGGCAGCUCCUCAACAAGUGUCGCUGUAAACGCUGCAGAGGGCAUCCUUCACACUGUCUCAUAUGAGCACAGAUGGAUUCGAUGUGUGUAAGUUUGGACCCACUAGUAAGACAAACACCCUUUCCACAAAUAAAGACACUCACAUAAAGUUGCAUAUAUUCAAACCUCACAUGACAAAGGUGGGUUGUGCGCAGCGAUCACAACAUAAACUCCAAAAAUAGCAUUAAAAUCGGAACCAUCUGUGCAUAAUGACGCAUCGCGCUCCGUGGCCUGGCUCUUUCUUUCCUAGAUUUUGGCAUAUAAAAUAAAUUUGGCUCACAAAACUGAAUAUUAUAAUAUUUGUAUGAAGGCUUAAAGUAAAAAACUCAUCUGAUCACCGAAACAAAUCAUCUGUUUAGCCGCUGCAGCAGCAGCUGCAGCAGGACGGGGAGAGGACACAGAGACGUGUCCAGGUCGAGCUGUACGAGAAAUAAGAGGAAGAGGAAGAAAAAAAAAAGGAGGGAGACCAAUCUUGUUAACUUCAUCAUGUGUGUCUAUAUACUAGAUAUUUAAUUGCCACCCUCCGCCACGAUGAGUACACGAUGAAGGUAAAAUAAAAUGGGUCAUGUUGAGUCCUGCUGUUGAAGGCUCAAAUUGAAACCUGUCCAAAUAGGAGGGCGUUAGCAUUCAGACAGCAAACAAUGGAAAUCCAUGUAAGCUGAGGAACUGCAGGUGUAAUAUUAACUCUGGGUAAAACCAGUCUGACAGCCACACCAGAAAGACCAAGAACAUACAGGUAACAGUGAAAGCUGGUUUUUAAUCUCCUGUGUGAUGAAUGAAGAAACAAUGCUCUGAUUAUGUAUUCAAGGUCUGAAUGACCCCCUACUGUUACAUUCACAUGUCCACAGCAGUCAUAGGAAGUGGCAGGGUGGCAGACAGCAGGGAAAAACUGCCCUUCAGCUAUGACCCUCUAGUUCAAGAUCCUGUCUUGGACAAAUAUUUCCACUGCACUAAAGCACUGUGCUGUUCUUGUGAAGACAGCAGCGUUUGUUUCUCAGAAGAAUUGCAUCACUUAUUUACUAAAUAUACUCUACUGGCACUCUUUGUAUGGUAAGUUGGUAUCAGUUCCCUGUUAUAUACACAGACAAGGUCAACUUUUCCAUGUAACUGACAGAGAAAAGCUUCUUAGCAUUUUUUGAGAUAUGGUACGAACAAAGACCAAGAAAAAUAAGGACAUCCCAAGACAGCCUUGUGUUCCUCCAGGGUGAUACAUACAAUCACACAGUAUGAUUUCUAUUUCAGCCCGGGUUUGAUAUAAAGUGAAUAGGAAAAUGGUGAAAGCCUGCAUAUUUAGACAACACACAAAUGAAAUUAAAUCCCAGUACAGUAUGAAUACACUUCAGUUUGAUGUUUGUUACCAAGAUGUGAGUUUAACUGUCAUGCUGAUAUGCUGUCACUAAAUUUUUCUAUGCGCCAAGUGUUCAUGUUUUCCCCCUUUUCUUUACAAUCAUCCAAAGAUAAUUCUUUGUCUCCAAAACCAAUUGUAGUACUACAGACAUAAAGAAUACCAUAAAAUGUGUAGUUUCAAAGGAGCAAUAACACAAAACACAAAUAUCACACAAAGUAAAAUGAAGCCACUACAGCAGUCAAUACGGAGAAAAAGCACAGUCUUAUAUAACUUUAUAAAGUGUGCAUUUAAGAGGUACAAUAUGGGUUGAUGUCCUGCAGGGAACACGUUAUGCAACCUGAUGCACAACGAAACAAAUCCAACCAUUUCCACCGCCGGGAAACAGUUCUGUGGAAAAUUCCAGGGUCCAGUAUGUUCUCAAUUAAGGCGGUCUCUACUCCACCAUGAAACACAAGAACCAGCAGAAUGACUCAGCACUCUUUCUGCACACUGUGCCAAUGACUUAUAUAUCGAGGAAAUUUCAUUCGUAUCCAUUUUUUUUAGGAAGUUUAUAUAACUUCCUGAAAUGUAUUCCAGUUUUUUUGAUAAUCCACUCAGACUGCACCUUCCUAAAUCACUUUACCAGUGUGUUCAGUCAAGAAGAGUAAAAAUACUUUGGCACUAGAUAAAUGGACAGUGUUAUUGAGGUGGAAACUUUGGAAAUGUUGUAAGUGCAUUUUUGCCUUUAUUUCUUUUAAAGUGGUCAAAAAGAGGAACUUUCUUCCAUGGAGGUCUGAAAUAAACAGAAACAUCCGGUAAACUAACAAACCACAAUCUGUUUAAUCACAGCAGGGACUUCCUGGGUGAUGCUCCUUGGUUGUUAGCACAGCUUCAGCAUCCGGGUUCAUGUACCGCGUCACCACAAAGGACAUUUGCGUAACACUCACCACAGUUGUGUUGAGACAGCUUCAAGUUGACAUUCAUCAAGACACAGAGUCAUAAACAUUUCAGCCUGCUUUGACCCGCUUCAGCUUUACAUAACCGUGAGAGAUGUUUCCUUUGUAUCACUUUGAUUACACAAACUCCUUACUGUACAAGAUGUAACCUGAUGCCUCCUUUUUGAAUUUCAACAUUCAGGUUUCUGAUGAAACUCUUUAAGAAGUGACAAAGUGUCCUGAAAAACACAACUGUGGUAUGUGGUUAUAUAACCAUUGAGAGCAUUAAACUGUCAGCAUUAGCCAAUCAUUUUUCUCUUUGAUAACUAGAGGGCAUUAAAGCUACAGUGUGUAUUUACUAGCAGUAUUUGCUAGAGAAGCCUUGAGAGAGUGUAAUAACCCAUAAACUGAUCAUUCUUUUUGUUUUCCACAGCUUCGAAUGACGAAUGAUGGAUAUAAAAAGUCUACACACCCUUGUUCAACUGCCAGGUUUUUGUUAUGUAAAAAAAUUAAAUCAAGAUAAAUGAUUUCACAACUUUUUCCACCUUUAAUGUGACCUAUAACCUGUACAACACAACUGAAAAACAAACAGAAAUCUUUCAGGGAGGUGAAGUAAAAAUAAACAAGUAAGAUCAUCAGGUUGAAUUUGAGUCAGCAAACAUCUGUCACCGAUUAAAGUGCCUCUGAUCAACCCCAAAUAAAGUUCAGCUGUUCUAGUAGGCUAUUCCUGACAUUUUUGUAGCCACAUCUUCCAGCACAAGCCAUGGUCCGCAGAGAGCUUCAUCAGAGGGAUCUCAUUAUUCAAAGAUAUCAGUCAGGUGAGGGCUACAAAAGAAUUUCCAAGGAAUUAAAUAUACCAUGGAACACAGUGAAGACCGUCAUCAUCAAGUGAAGAAAAUAUGGCACAACGGUGAUAUUGCCAAGAACAGGAUGUCUGUCCAAAAUUGAUGAUAAGACAAGAAGAAAACUGGUCAGGAAGGCUACCAAGAGGCCGACAGCAACACUGAAGGAGCUGCAGGAAUUUCUGGAAAGUACUGGCUGUGUAGAACAUGUGACAACAAUCUCCCACUGUCUUCAUAUGUCUGGGCUAUGGGGUAGGGUGGCAAGAUGGAAGCCUUAUCUUACAAAGAAAAACAUCAAAGCCCAGCUUCAAAAAAAGACAAAACGACAUCUGAAAUCUCCCAAACGCAUGUGGGGAAAUGAGUUAUGGUCUGAUGAAACCAACGUUGAACUUUUUGGGCAUCAUUGCAAAAGGUAUAUUUGGCGCAAAAACAACACUGCUCAUCACCAAAAGAACACCAUACCCACAGUGAAGCAUGGUCGUGGCAGCAUCAUGCUUUGGGGCUGUUUUUCUUCAGCUGGAACGGGUGCCUUAGUCAGGGUGGAGGGAAUUAUGAACAGUUCCAAAUACCAGUCAGUGUUGACACAAAACCUUCGGCCUUCUGCUAGAAAGCUGAAGAUGAAGAGGAACUUCUUUUAGCACGACAAUGACCCAAAGCACACAUCUAAAUCAACAAAAGAAUGGCUUCACUGGAAUAAGGUUGAGACUUUGGAAUGGCCCAGCCAGAGCCCAGACCGGAAUCCCAUCGAACAUUUGUGGGGUGAUCUGAAGAGGGCUGUGCACAGGAGAUGCCCUCGCAAUCUGUCAGAUUUGGAGCGGUUUGGCAAAGAAGAGUGGGCAAAUAUUUCUACAUCAAGAUGUGCCACGCUGAUAGACUCCUACCCAAAAAGACUGAGUGCUGUAAUAAAAGCCAAAGGUGCUGCAACAAAGUAUUAGUUUAAGGGUGUGCAUAUUUAUGCAACCAUGUUAUUUUAACUUUUCAAUUUUUUAUUUUUCCCCUUUAAGGUUUCAGUUUGUUUUUCAAUGGCAUUCUACAGGUUAUAGGUCACAUUAAAGGUGGAAAAAGUUGUGAAAUUAUUUAUCUUGCUGUCAUUUUCUUACAUCACGAAAACCUGGCAGUUGAGCAGGGGUGUGUAGACUUUUUAUAUCCACUGUAUAUAUAUUUUUAUUUAGGAUUUAUUUGGGGCUGUUUAUGUCUUUUAUUGAUAGAUGGAGGAUGGUAGAUAGAGCACAAAAUGAGUAAGAAAGCAAGGAAUGACAUGGAGGGCAGACGCCACGGGGGAACUCAAACCUAGGGUCUGCCUAGACUGCUAGGCUAUUUGCACCCCAGUCCUUUUAUAUCUACAUAACAAGUGGGUCCCCUUUUACAGACACUGCCAUCUUGCACUGCCAUGUCUCUGCCGCACAGAACAGACACAUUAGUAACACAGGCGUCUUUAUGUAUCAGGGUCUUUUUGUCCAUGAAGGCCACCACUGCUUUUGGAACUUCACCAAUCAGAGAAGUGAGCAAGAGAGCAUUUCAAUGUAGGAUGUGAAUUUUCCAUUCCAUCACUCUUUGCCUUAAAUUGUUUGUCUGUUUGCUUGAACUACAUGUUUUAAAAAUUGUGUAGAAUAGGUGACCACAGUAUCUUAUAGUAUGGCCUUAAUCACAAUUCAAUGAGAAAAUUCUUCAUACCAAGUCAUUUUGCUGAGACAAUGAGCCAUUAUCAUUAAUUUCUGUGAUUGUUAUUAUUUUUAUUUUUAUUAUUUUUUUAUUUUGUUAUUAUAAUGUUAUUUUUCAGUGAUUGCAUAAUGGCCUUCUUAAAGACACAGCAAACCUGGGGUACAUGGUGCACGAUUUCUUGGAACUCCUAUUCGGAAAUUUACCAGCAAGCUUGCCAGUGGUCUUGUAUGGGAAACAGUGAUCUAGAGGAACUCCACUGAGACUAAAAUAUGAUAUGUUAGACAAAAUAGGGUGCAUCAGAGUUUAAAUGGUAGCAUUGUAAAGGUGAUUUGUGGAGGGUCCAAUUUCAGUCUACUCUCCUGGGAAAAAAGCACUGCAGACCAGCACAGCCCAUUCAAUUAGGACAUUAGUCUCAUGAGAAGCUUUCAUUACUUAACACAGACCUGAAGAAAAGGAAAAGCCUUCUUUGCCAGAGGAUGAAUGAUCACCAUACCUGAAGAAGGAUGGGGGUAUAUUCAUUAGAAUGAAUACUUCAGGACAUUAAAAAUAGCCCAACAGAAGCAUCUGCUCACUGUCUGCAUCCUCCUGACUAAAUGCUUCCAACAUGUUAUUGAAGGAGGCCUAAACCAUCAAUGGGAAAGGAGGUCAUCUACUGACAGAAAAAUGAAUUGCAACUUAUUUAUUGUCUCAACACUAAAGUACAAAAUGUUCUCAAAACUGAAGCCACGCAAAUCUAGUCUCUUUUCAGUAUUUUCAACAUGCACUUUGGACACAUUAGAAUACCCCUCUUACAAAAUAGGGUAACUCAAAGAUAAGUCCAUCUGUUUUAAUGGAAAAAAAAGAAAAAAAAGUAAGCAGAAACACCUCCUAUUUCCACUUAUUUCAUCAGUUAUUUUCAAGAACAGUAUGUAAUUUUUGAGCUGCACACAUGCACAAUAAUAAGAUGGGCUCUCACAUAGGAUUUUCUUUGAGCCCCUCUUUUUUUCCGCUUUUGUCUUUUUUUGCACGGUGCUGGGGAUUUUCCAUCAGUUGUGUUAGUCCUGUGACAAUGACAAUUACAAGUAAACAGCGACAUCUUCUGGCCAAUAUAUGAAAUUACAAGCAGACGGACCCGAAAGCCUCAUGGCCAUUUGUUGCCAUUAUGAAUGUAUUGUUAACAUUAUGCCGUCUUUGAGAAGGGCUUUUACUGCACUUAUAUCAUGUUAACUCUGAAAUCAUCCGAUUAUUAAUAGGUAUUCAAAGAUCAACCACGUUUGCUUAGCUUAUGUUUGGCCUUACAUCCGGAAUCUCAUGACCAUUAACAACCAAUUGAAAUAUCCAUAAGCAGCCGUCCUCACUCACACAUUCAUGACAUAGAAAACACGGUUGAGUUAAAAGUUUAUUUUUAAUGCCUGUUUGAGUAACCGUUUUUAAAAAUUCCUUGGAUACAUUUAACUCUUUAUAAAACUUUUGUCAUAAAUUGACUUCAAAGUUAUCACACAUCUUAACAUAUUUAGCGAGACAGAGGCUACAUCUAUUUUUAUCGCAUUUUAUUGGUACUGAAUGCCCUCAACCUUUGACACCGACCGUGUGAUUUAGUCAACAGGCUAUAUACAAACGGGUAGUGAGCAAAGUCAGUGAAAUGUAAGCUGAGCCAGGCCUAAAGAAUAUCAUCGCUGCUGCUGACUAGCAGGAUAGAUGCUGACCCACAGACACGUCUGCUGCCAAACCCCGCCUGUAAACACCACUGGACGUUUUCCAUAGACUUAUAGCCUACCAGGCUAGGAGUGCUAGUACAUCUCUAUGGCAUCCCUUGGACCUGACCUGCUCGGAGGGGCCCGCGGGGUAAGUACCUCAGUAAAAUAUUUUCUAAUUUAUGAGGCCAAAAUCAUAAGGGCUUGUAGGUGGGUAAUCUGUUUGAUGGACAGAUAGACUGAGCUCUGCAGAGGACCAUUUGUUAAACUUUGACAUACUGGUUGUUGCCUACCUGCAAGGUGUAAGGUGAGCAUUUGAUACUAGGGAAUGCAGCAGUGAAGUGUUUGCAAGGAAUGUUGAGUUGAAAAGGCUUUUAUGUGAUGAAAAUAACACUGUUCUUUAAUUCAAAUUUCCAGGGAUUUACAAGGAGUACAUAGCAUAAGGAAUUCCCUGUGACUAUUUCAUGUCACCUUUUAAAAGUGACCAUGGCUGAUGAACUCUCAUCAAGGAUGUCUGACAGGGGAGAUUUAUUAUGGAAACAUCAAGAAAGGCAUUGUGUCAUUCCGUCUUCCUCUGAUGGGCAUAUCACGAUUGAAACAAAUACUGUGAAGACUGUCACAUCAGUCGGCAAUAUUUGUGAAGGUGUGAACUCAUUUUCAGAGAGCAAUGACACUGGGAUCCUGUAUCUGAAUCCUCAAACACCAAAAUGGUCUCUGGUGGAGAGGUUUGCUGAGCUUUCCCCUGAAGAGGAAUUAAGACCUAACAAUGACCAAGACUACAGCAAACAAUGCACUAAAUCUGCUGAAAACACUGAAGUACAUGUGUCCAAUGAAAAGCUGUUAGAUGCCGAACAAAAGAGGAGGAAGAACUGCACCAAAUACCUCAAAAGCAAUAGGAAACCAAAGGAUGCCGCAACCACUCAGAGGGUUUCUAAACUUAAAGAACGAAAUGAGAAUAAUUCACCAUGUCAAAAUGGGAAUAAGACCAAAAAGAAGAUUAUCAUUAAACGUCCUAUUAAGAAACCUAAAAAGUCUGAAGAAGGCAAAAUCCCUAAACUGUUACUUGCAAUGAAAAAACGUGGUGGUGAAGUUGACACAGACCAGCGUCCCUUCAAGUGCACACACUGCCACUGGGCGUUUAAGAAGCUAUGCAACCUACAGAGUCACUUACAGACACACACUGGCCUCAAGCCGCAUGUGUGUGACAUAUGUGGCAAGGCCUACUCACAUCAAGGCACGCUGCAGCAACACAAGCGUCUACACACAGGUGAAAGACCAUAUCACUGCCCCUUCUGUGUCAAGACCUACAUCUGGUCCUCAGAUUACCGCAAGCAUAUACGCACUCACACUGGUGAAAAGCCCUACGUCUGUGACACCUGUGGGAAGGAUUUCAUUCGCUCCUCUGACCUGCGAAAGCAUGAGCGGAACAUGCAUACCAACGACAAGCCCUUCCCAUGCAAGCACUGUGACAAGACCUUCAAUAAACCCCUCUCCUUACAGCGGCAUGAGCGUAAGCACCUUGGUGAGAGGCCCUUCUCCUGCCCUGACUGUGGUAAGACCUUUGCCUUGGCCAGCCGGAUGGUAGAGCACCAAAAGGUCCACACUGGAGUGCGACCGUUUGUCUGCUCUGUGUGCUCCAAGUGUUUUACAAAGUCCUCCAACUUGGUUGAACAUGAGGCCAUUCACAGCGGAGAACGACCUCAUAAAUGUACGGAGUGUGGCGUGGCAUUUGCCAUGGCCUCCCGCCUCGUCCGUCACCAGUUUAUCCACAGCAAAGACAAACCACACAGCUGUACAGGCUGCAGCAAAAACUUCUGCCACUUAGCUACACUGAAGCUUCACCAGGAGCAAACCUGUGCUGGGAGGAUCUUUGUCUGUGUUGAAUGCAACAAAUCCUUCCAAUGUGCAACAAAGCUUACACAGCAUAUGCUGGACCACAAGAACUUAAGUGUCUGAGUCUGUGUAAUGACACUUAACCUGAUAAUCCAUUACUGAGCUGGAUCUUGUCACACAAAUUUUUAAGUUAACUACUCUUACAAUGGUGUGACUAUUUCAAAUAUGCAGCUCCAGAUACUUAAGAUCCAUUCAAGGUCAAAGGGCACGAGUUUAUUUAUAAAAAGGUAUGUAUUCACUAUUUAUAUAUAUGUGCCUUGCAAGUUUUGAGACUUGUUGCAUGAACUUCAUUUUGCUUCGUAGUAUUUGGUACCCAUGAAAAUAUUGUAGGAUAUGAGUUACCGCACACAUGGCACUGGCACUGGGUCUGGCAGCUUAAUAGUGUAAUGCCUAAGCGCAUACAGGAGUACUAAGAUUACAAAUACAGUUUGUACGACAUUGCAACAUUGCGUCGUGGAAAUGUUGUUGAGAUUAUACUGAUAAAUUUCCACUGAUGAUUUAUAUGCAUGUCUGGCUUGUUUUGUAUCUUAGUACUAUGGGGGUACAUGCUGACCCACUCCAAUUAGGAAAGGCACUGAGCAUUGCAUUUCAAAAGGCUCAUCAUUUCCUCGCCUUGAAAUCGUGGAUGCACAGAGAUUUAAAAUGCCUAACUAUAGCACCAUUGACACUAGAUCACACACACAUGCAUGACAUUUUUAGAAAGUAGUGCUUAUCAUGCAUCCUGAUGCCCCAACACAUAAAGGGGCUGCUUAAUGCACCCAACUCAUCAAUACUUUUCAUACACACAAUUUAACACCAAAAUCAAAGCUUACUAUUCUCAGGUGUAGUUUGUUUCUAUUGUUCAGUGAGUUUUGAUGCACUUUUUCUUGAUGCACAGGCAGGAAAGCCUCCAAUGUUUUGACAUGUUUGAGAGCCAGUUAUUACUAUCGAGGAACCUACGGCUGUAUAUAAGGAAGUGACUGUUGACACACAGUUUUUUUGAUUGAAUUUUUUUAAACUGCUGCUUUUUUUUUCUUGUGGAGACAGAGGUUUACCAGUUUUUAGCUUGGGGGUGGCAUUGCCAUGUUUUCAUCCUGAUAAGGUUGCCUUGGUUGCUCUCUUGUCGCCUAGGUAGGGAUGCUCGAGAAGCUCCUGCUGACUAAAUUGGAUCUCUGUUUACACAAUGAAUGUCAUGCUGUAGAACCAGCCAUUGUGACCAUAGCAAAACAAAAAUUUCAUGGAAAAUGCUCACUGGUAAUGCCUAUUUUCUCUUAUAGCCUGUGAUUUCCAGAUGCAAGGGUUUAGCACUGUGGCAUUAACUCUUAUAUCAAACGACCACACCCACUUCUUAUGGCAGGGGCACAUUUUUGAUCAUUAACAGACCAGAGUUUAAACUCUUCAGGGAAGCUAUCGUACUUAUCAGUCAUUGCUUUUUGCAAGUGAAGGUAUCUGUGUGGAACAUAAGCACAGAUUUUUGACUUCAUGGUGCCUUAUAUGGAUUUAGUGCUUCACAGCAUAGCUAUUUUGAUGUUGGAUGUUAUGUUUUGCUCGAGGUUUAGAUUCUGUAUACAAGUGUAAUUCUCUUCACAGACAAAGUAGAUUCACUAAAUUAUUGAUGGAAAUAAUUUAGAAAAUUAGGAUGUCUUUUAAAUGGUGCAGAGGUAAACCUGGAAGGAAUGACUUUUCAGGUGAGUCUGCAGGUAAACUACAAAAGCACCGGGCAUUUGUUUGGCUGAACAAGUUCUAAGUCAAAAUUACAAUUUUUCAUUCUUAAAAUGAUUUUUUUAAAGUCCAUAACCAUUUGAUAACCCCUACAAAUUAUCCUGCAACCUCAAUGAGGUCGGCACCCCAAGGUCAAUAAUCACUGCUUUACUGUGAUUAUACCACAUCACCAACCCGAAUAUGUUAUAAACUUAGCUCUAGUGGAUUAAAGGAAAAAAAUAUUGCUCACAAAUUAAGUGAAGAAUGCUAUAAAGAUCGUAUGCACAUGUAUCACAAUGACAGUUAAUUUAAAUGAACUGCAUUUUUUUUCCUUCUGCAAUGAUCUCUGUUUUUAUAAAGGACACAUUAAGUUUCUAUGACAAUAAAGUUUGAUUGAUGACUUGUUGGCCUGGAUCUGUGUCACGGAGGGAAUUUUAAAGAUGCUAUUUAAAACCAUCUCUCCAUUACAAUUAAUAAAGAUGAGUUUAUCAGGAAGUCAGCAGUGACUCCCCUCCUGCCUGUCAGUGUGUGCAGGAUUCCAGACCAACACAUCCCACCCACACUUGGCAACUGCAGACUAAUGGUAAAAGGAGACGCCACCUGCCGUGUUGCCACUUACGCUUGUAAAUCAAGUACGACCUACCCCUUGGUACCUCUUUCCUGGCAAGAUGCAUUGAAACUGGUGACUGACUUUGACUUUGCUGUUAUCAAAAUUAAAAUGAAAAUCAAAAAAUCAAAAUAAAUGCAAGCUAUGAAGAAGGCAGAAGCAUUUAAUGAGGAAUUACUGGUAUAUAACAUUACACUGAUGAACUGGUAAUUAAUAUAUAUCUUGUGCUGGUACAAAGGUACAAAACAUCAAUCUUAAGGGUAAUACAUUAAGCAAAAUGUUGUAUGAUAUAAAAAUAUCUUCAUUACAUUCAAACAUGUUUUAUAUACAUUUGAAGGAGCAUGUUUAAGCAUUGUCAUCUCUUUGACAUGUGUAAUAAUAAAACUACUAAUAAAGACCUUUCCCAGAUGAAAGGCACUGUGAAUACUAUCAGCAC